Molecule: messenger RNA, 1288 nt
Organism: Nanorana parkeri
Lineage: Eukaryota; Metazoa; Chordata; Amphibia; Anura; Dicroglossidae
Gene: GALK1
Product: galactokinase 1
Exons: 8
Coding region: 50-1204 (384 amino acids)
Biological process (GO): galactose metabolic process; carbohydrate phosphorylation
Cellular component (GO): cytosol; cytoplasm
Molecular function (GO): galactokinase activity; ATP binding
Source: RefSeq, a predicted model, not a curated record
CAUGAUCUUGUGGGCGUGGCCAGCGCUUGUCCUGGAGUAGAGGUGCAGUAUGUCCGCUCCGGAGAGGGAGGCCCGGCGGCUGUUCUCUGAGACGUUCGGAGGAGAACCGGAGAUCGCGGUCUUCUCCCCCGGCCGAGUCAAUCUGAUCGGAGAACACACUGACUAUAAUGCCGGCUUCGUACUGCCCAUGGCCUUACCUCUUAUCACUGUGAUGGUGGGAAGUCGGCGUGAUGAUGGGAAGAUUUGCCUUCUGACCACCGCUGAGGGGGCGGAUGAACCCCAUAAAGUGGAGUUUGCAGCCCCGAGUACAGACAAUCCUCUAGUCCCUGGGACACCUAAGUGGGCCAACUAUUUAAAGGGGGUAAUCCAGCACUACAGAGCUGGACCUGUUCCUGGGUUUAAUGCAGUGAUUGCCACGAGUGUUCCAUUAGGCGGAGGCCUAUCCAGUUCUGCAUCUCUGGAGGUGGCUACUUACACCUUUUUGCAGCAGCUCUGCCCAGAUGAUGGCGAUGUUGUUCAAAAAGCUCUUGCAUGUCAGAAAGCUGAACAUACAUUCCCCGGAGUACCCUGCGGGAUCAUGGACCAGUUUAUCUCAGUGAUGGGGAGAGAGGGACAUGCUCUGCUCAUUGACUGCAGAUCAUUAAAGGCAACAGCGUUUCCCCUGACAGACCCCAAACUGUCCGUGCUUAUUACCAAUUCCAAUGUGCGUCAUGAGCUAACAGGGAGCGAGUACCCGACACGCAGGAAGCAGUGUGAGGAGGCUGCCAGGGCCCUCAAUAAAGAGUCCUUGAGAGAUGCUAGUAUGGAGGAAUUGGAGGCCAAAAAAAAGAACCUCAGUGAGGUUUGCUAUAAGCGGGCACGUCAUGUGAUCACAGAGAUUGAGCGCACAGCUAAAGCGGCACAAGUGUUGGAGAAAGGGGAUUAUAAAUUGUUUGGCAAAUUAAUGGCGGAGAGCCACAACUCACUGAGGGAUGACUAUGAAGUUAGCUGUCCGGAAUUGGAUGAACUGGUUUCAACAGCUCUGGAGGUUCCUGGUGUGUAUGGCAGCAGGAUGACAGGAGGUGGUUUUGGAGGAUGCACAGUGACCUUGUUAGAGACUUCAGUUGCCGAACAAGCCAAACGGGAAAUUCAGGAGAAAUUCAAGGGAACCCCAACAUUCUAUGUCAGCAAGCCAUCUGCUGGAUGUGGCGUCUUGUCAUCUUAAUGGCGGCUAGUGAAUGUACCUUUCCAGUUGUGAAAUAAAGCGGCUUUAUUUUUAUCUGCAUUUUAUUAGUGUAUCAUUCUUGGC